UCAGUUCAUUAUGUCAGGCACCACUCAAGCAGCCCUUGACGACACAAUUUAUCCAAAGGGGGGCUGGAUCAAAGUGAUCGACAACAACUUUCAGCUUGACUUCAAAGUACUCAAAUGCGAGGACCCCAUAAUCCCGGCACUAUCUCUGGACCGCCUUCAAUAAAGCUCACCCGGUACCAGAGAUAUACUUACAACAGUUCUGGGGGCACAUGCACACCGAAUCAAAGAAGGAUCGCUCUAAAAUUAUGACCAAGCUCAACAACAUGAGAGUGAUCCUGACGCCAUCGACGCUACGGACCACAUUAGAGCUGCCGGCACAUGACUCCUAUGACCCUCUUCCAGCUGUUAAAGAUAUGCUCAAGGACAUAGAGAGUCUGGGAUAUGAUUCACUGCUCCCUCAAUUAUCCAACUUCUGUGGGGCCAAUCUCAGACACCCAUGGAAGAGCCUCUUCGGUUUGGUCAACCAGUGCCUCUCACCAAAGCAUGCCGGCUUCGACAAGUGCAACAAGCAAAUCCUCCAGAUCUUCCAUGGCAUUGCAUUCAAUCGAAAAUACGCCAGGGCCGCACUAUUCUUCACUGAACUUAUGGAUCUCGUGAAGGCCAAGGAAAACAACAAGAGGGACAUCGUUCCAUAUGCCAGAUGGCUGAGCCUAAUCAUCCACGAAACCAUGACGACACAUCAUGCCAUACCUCAACGCAACAAUGAGCCACACUUCGCAGCCCCUAAGUUCCGAUACUUCAAGCAGGACAAGGAUGUUGAACCUGGAACGAGAAUCCCGGACUACUUGCUGAAUCUGGUCAAUCCAAAGAAUCCAGUCGUGGCUCAGUACAAAACCGAUCUUGAAAGAACAAUCCCUAUGGUUCAGCAAAACCCACCUGGACCUACCCGGGGACUAAACCGAGUGCAUGUGAGGGUCCAAAUAGAGCCCCAAAGCCACAGAAACCAGUGGCAUGUCGGCCCUAUGAAGGAAAGUCUGUCGACUCUUCCGAGAGAACUCAGACGACUGAGGGCACACCGACGAACGCUGAGGAACCUGCCGAUGAAUCGCUCAGCCCUGACGAUGAGGCAUCCGAUAGUGUGGCCAUCCAAAGUGAUGAUGAGGACGAUGAUGAUGAUGACGAUGAUGGUAUUGAGGCUACCUACGCCCUGAUCCGCAAAGGGAAGAUGAUUGUUGAGCCUCCCAAGAAGAUCACUGCUGAAGAGGCACAAGCGGUUCUAGGCAUUCGCCCCAAGACUUUCACCAUAAAUGAGACUCCGCAGUCACAGAGUGUACACGAUGAAAUCAACCGAUCCAAAUCGGAUUAUGAUGAGGGCGACCAUGUGGUAAAAAAUUCUGAAAACAUCGUCAUCAGAGAGAAAUGUGCAAAGCUGAAAAACGAUGUUCCUCCGUCAUCCAAGCUUGCAAAGAAACGCCUCGUCACAAGGAACUUAAUAGACGAGGACGACAUGACUAUUUUUGCCGAUUGUGACCCAUUCAUCCACAUAAGCCGAGCCACAUCCCUAAGUACAGGAGCCAACCUUUUCGGUUCCCGAGUAGAAGCCGCAACAUCAGGCUCAACUGCGCAUGCACAGCCCUCUCCCAGCCACUCUUUAGCCUCCCAACAUGCUAAAGUUUCACCACCUUGGGAUUUACUCACCUCUCUGGUCUCUUCUGGAUCAGUUGAGCAAACUAGUGGGCAACCGCCUAAGACCACAACCCCUCCUUCGCACACAUCGAGUCUAGGUGUCACUUCCUAAAUUUUCUGAUUUUUCUGGGACACCUACACUUCUCACCGCACAGACAGAUACACACACCCUGGAUGUAACUUUUGCAUUCGAACUAUCAGCUUUAGCGCUCAUCAUUCUGUAAACAGUCCACGGUAUAUCAAAGAGGGUUUCACCGAUCAUCUGCUUCAUAUCAUUAUCUGAACUCUUGUUUGUAUUACUGUAAUACCAUUUCAUUGCUGUUAGAUCUUUAUCAUUGAAUCAGGGACCAACAUUGGUCUAUCCAUUAUCCAUAUCAACUCCAUAAACAAAUGGACCACUAACCAACUAUAUAUUUCUAGGGGUGGGCGCGGUCCGGAACGGUCCGGUAAACUAGUAAAACCCGUAAUGUAUCCGCUAGGUUUUUAACGGUCUGGUAUGGUCCGAGUUCAAGGAUAGAACCGUUCGGUACCAUGCCGUUUCGGAAAGGUACAAAACGGUACGGUACAAUUCCAAACACAUGUUAAAAAAUUUGAACAAAUCUUGCAAUUGGUAGAUAUCUUCACACCAACCAACUCAAAUGAAAUAUUGAUAUAAAUACAAGAAAUUGCAUAUGUAGUACUAAAAUUCACAAAUACACAAAUAGUGCAACACAACUAAGAAAAAGUAUAGCAAAAUGAUGACGCACGAGAUAAA
This is a messenger RNA of Cuscuta europaea, 2380 nucleotides long. The record is from the annotation of a GenBank genome assembly. Lineage: Eukaryota; Viridiplantae; Streptophyta; Magnoliopsida; Solanales; Convolvulaceae.